UAUAGAGCAUUGAGUGAAGCAGUCACUGUUUGACAACAUUCAAUAUUUUGUCUCAUUGUCUGAAAACACUCCUCAACCCUAGUCUCUCUUUCAGCCACCACACACCGCUGUAAAGCUCCGCCCUAUUUAGCCCCACAAAAUCGUAAUCGCUCUUAAUUUAUAUAUAUACAUAAAGAGUAGUUGAAGUUGCUGACUAUGGUGGAAAAUGAGAGUACUGGAGAUGAUCAGAAGGAGGUGAUCGACCCUCCAAAGUCGCCGUGGAAGACUCCGGUGACGGCGACGGCGGCUGAUAAGCCUUCUCCGCCGACAGGGGAUGCCGAUUCUGAUUCCUGGCCGGCACUUUCUGAUGCUCAGCAGAUGCUUAAGACUAGUGAUUCUAGUUCUGGCGUCAAGUCGCCGUCACUUCCGCUGCAACCGCCGGAGACUGGAAGCCGCAAUGUUGCAUCUGACAAGGUCCGAGGUGAGCAGCUAAAGUUCCAUGGAUCUUCUAGUGCCAAGUCAUCAAAUAAGUCAUCAUCCGCAGUUCAUCAAAGACCAGGUCCUAGGCACAACCAAAAUGGUGUGCCAUCAUUUCCUGUGCCCCUGGCUUACCACCAAUCAGGAUUCCCUCCUUUUUAUCAAAGUAUGGUACCUAUGCCACAUAUGCCUCUUCCAGGGUAUGCAUACCAGCACCCUCGAGGGUCUUUCCCAGGAGCUGAAGGUCACGUGGCUAGGCCCGAUGGUGAUUCUGCGUCUCAAGCUUUUGUACCCCCUAUAAAUGGUGGGUUUCGCCCCCCAUCACGAGGGGAUCCAAAUGACCAUGAUGCCAAAUUCUACAGAGGAAGACCUAAUACACAGGAACGUGGUGGCCAGUUUAGUUCAGCCUUGUCUAAUCAGCGGUCUGUAGGUUCUAAAGAUGACAUUCAGUUACAACAAAGUAUGGGGCUAAGGCCUUUCCUAAGGCCUCCAUAUUUUGGUCCAGCUCCGGGCUACAUUGAUGGUGCAAAUUUUCCUGGUCAUCCAGGAGCUAUAUAUUUUCUUCCUUCUCCCCCUCCUGUCUCUGUAAGAGUGCCUUACCCACCUUUCUUUGUCCCACAUCCUGUUAGCUCUGGAGCCUCUACGCCACCAUCACCUACAUUAGCUUUGAGGGAGAGCAUAUUGAAGCAAAUUGAAUACUAUUUCAGUGAUCAGAAUUUGCAGAAUGACCACUACUUGCUUUCCUUAAUGGACGAUCAAGGUUGGGUUCCAAUCUCUAUUAUUGCCGACUUCAAAAGGGUUAAAAAAAUGAGUACAGAUAUUGCAUUCAUCAUUGAUGCAUUGCAGGCUUCAAGCACUGUUGAAGUAAAGGGAGACAAGUUGAGAAGACGUGAUGAAUGGUCAAAGUGGGUUUCAGCUAGUGUUGAUCAGAAAUCAUCCCCUUUGACUCCGGUGGAACACUCAGUGGGGAAGGUUAUAAAGAAUGAUGAGGUCAAUGAAAAUAAAGAGGAUGGAAUUCAAGUCACAGUUUCCCAAGAAAAUUGUGUAGGUGAGCUUGCAUCAUUAGAGAAACAUGCUAAAAAAGUGUCAGUGUUUAGUAAAGCAGAACCCAGUAGGAAGAAAUCUGGUUUCCAUGGUUCAACUCACAGAGUUGACAAAGGAAGUGGUGAUGCAAGAACGGUUAUGGCAUCAGAUGUUGUAGAGCAGAAUGUAGACGACUUAUCUAAUGAUUUCUCGAGCACAUUCAUGCUUGAUGAGGAGAUGGAGCUUGAACAUAAAAAGGACCAGUCCUCUUUGAGUGGAAGAGUUGAUGAGGAAGAUGAUGAGAUGGACGUUAAUGAUGAGGCUAUUGAGAAACUUGUCAUUGUAACUCGGAACACUCGGGCAUCUCAGGUAUCUGGAACUGUUGGAACAGAAUCAAAACCAAUAUCUACUGAGCUUGCUUCUGCAAUAAAUGAUGGUCUCUACUUCUACGAGCAGGAGCUUAAAGCUACACGAUCCAGUCGUAGAUCUAACAACUCCAGUAAUGAUCCUAGAGAUGACAUUACUAGGUCUUCUGGUGCUGGUGCUGCUUUAUCAAAAUCAAAGUAUGCCGACCAUUCUUCUGGAGGAAAAAACAAUGAAGGCCCUGGAAGUUCUAAUUCUCGGAGAAAGCAAAACAAAGGAUUUGCUAAACCGCAUCCAAUACAUAAGCAGCGGCUGUUUUCUGGAAAUUACCGGAAUCAUGUGGUUUCUCGGAACAGUGUAGGAACAAUAGUUGAAAGUCCACCUUGCGAUUCAGUUGGGUUUUUCUUUGGUUCUACACCUCCCGACAGUCAUGUGUCAAGGCCUUCAAAGUUGAGUGCCUCUCCGCACAGCAAUCUCGCUAGUAGUAGUCCGCCUGUGGGUUCCAUGCCGAAACCAUUUCCACCCUUCCAGCAUCCAAGUCACAAGCUGCUACAAGAAAAUGGUUUUACACAACAGCUGUACAAGAAGUAUCAUAAGCGCUGUCUGAAUGAUCGAAAGAAACUUGGAAUUGGUUGCAGUGAGGAAAUGAAUACAUUGUACAGGUUUUGGUCGUAUUUUCUGCGGAACAUGUUUAUACGUUCUAUGUACAAUGAGUUCCAAAGGAUGGCUCAAGAAGAUGCGGCUGCUAAUUAUAACUAUGGGAUGGAGUGCCUAUUUAGAUUUUAUAGUUAUGGUUUGGAAAAGGAAUUUAGAGAGGACCUUUAUGACGACUUUGAGAGAUUGACGCUCGACACUUACAAUAAGGGAAACCUUUACGGCCUUGAGAAGUACUGGGCCUUUCACCAUUUUCGUCAGCAACGAGGUCAGAGAGCGCCUUUAAAGAAGCGUCCAGAACUAGAUAGACUACUCAGAGAAGAGUUCCGAAAUUUGGAUGACUUCAAACAUGCCAGAGGAGGCGCCAGUGCAGGCACAAAGGAGGACGGUCACUAACCAAUGUGUGAUUCUCAGCUUCAUUGACCAUCUGUCAGCGAAUUUUGAUGCCUUACAGUCCAUACAAUGAGCUCAAGUUGCCGAAUUACCCUUCUGAGAUGAUCAAGGCAAAAUUUUGUAUAUAGAGCUUCUGUGAGGUUAAUUUUUGCCUCCGAGGUUGAGCUAAAAUUUUAGCAUGAGAGGAUACGUUGUACCUUUUUCUUGUACUUUCAUCUUAGGAUUGUAAGGUGUACAUAUAGGAAGAAUUUGGAACCAAAAUAAAAAUAAAAAAAAUAAAAAAUAUAAACUAAAAAAAAUGACUAGAUUU
Messenger RNA from Solanum dulcamara, 3199 nucleotides. RefSeq names its product la-related protein 1A. Gene Ontology annotation, biological process: mRNA stabilization. The transcript is spliced from 14 exons. The coding region runs from base 196 to 2892 and encodes 898 amino acids. Gene Ontology annotation, molecular function: RNA cap binding. NCBI's taxonomy places the organism in Eukaryota, Viridiplantae, Streptophyta, Magnoliopsida, Solanales, Solanaceae. The record is from RefSeq and is a predicted model, not a curated record.